Molecule: messenger RNA, 2337 nt
Organism: Trichogramma pretiosum
Lineage: Eukaryota; Metazoa; Arthropoda; Insecta; Hymenoptera; Trichogrammatidae
Exons: 11
Coding region: 1-2337 (778 amino acids)
Biological process (GO): positive regulation of flagellated sperm motility
Cellular component (GO): sperm midpiece; non-motile cilium
Source: RefSeq, a predicted model, not a curated record
AUGUCUGACGCAAGUUUAAGACUCUUCAAUUUUAGAGAAGACAUUUACGAAGAUGAAAGUUGCAGCUCUGUAGGGGCUGAUGAAAUUUUGUAUCCUUGCAUCCAAUGUCCAAGUAUUUUGUCCUGUUCUUUAGAAUCAAUUCCUAAUACCAAUACCGACACGGAAGAAAUUCGCUUGUUCAAGUUGAAUGAAAUUUUAAAGCAGUUCAUUGAUUUAUUGAAUGAUCCUAUAAAACGAGAAGAUGUGGCUGAUAUUUGCCGUUUGUCUAGUGAAUUUUUUCAAUUCAAUGGCGAGGACGGAUACUAUGUACGUUACUUACCUAGAAUUGAUGAUAUUAUUGAAUUUAUGUGCUUACGAGUUGAACAAAUGGAACAACUAAUCUGUCACAUUGAGCAAUACUGUCAUCUCUGCUCAAAACCUUUCAUAUUAGGUUUUCCGAAAGACAUUAGCGACUUAAUAAGCAUCGAACACCACUACAGUUUGAUGGGAUAUCUUUUGAUACUAGCACCAUCGGAAAAUUUUAGAAGAAAUGCUCGGUGCUUUAAUACGAUCAAAAUUUUUGUUAACCUUUACGAAUAUCAUGGCGACAUGUUCGAUGAAAAUAUACCAGAAAUGUUUAGAGAUUGCCGCAGUAUUAACUUCGAUCAGAUUUUGGAAUCAGGCGUGGAAAACGUACUACUGAUACGAAUAUAUCAAUGCAAAGCCUGUUCAAAAGGCAAUUGUCUAGAUAGUAGCUUAAACGACGAAGAAUAUUAUAAAAUAGUUGAGUACAGUACCAAGAUUCUUUGGCGUUUAAUGGUAGUAAGUCUCAAAAGCAGACCAAAAGACUCUGGAAAGACAGUCGAUCCUCCAACCGAUACUGCAAUGCGGUGCUUACGAUGCGCUUUACGCCGAGAGAUUUCGCGAGCUUCAAAACAUAAUCGUAGUCGAAAGUUGAGAAAUGAUUUGGCAAGUUUGAUAUUGGCUGGCCAACUACGUGAAGGGCCGUCAGUUUGGCAAAUACUGAAUUGUGGAAUAGCUGAAGAUUUAACCGAUCUUUUGACGCUUUCUGAAUAUCCUGAAUCGAAUAAAAAGUGGCUCAAAACAGUAAAAGUUGAAACUCAUGAUUGGACUGCGCUUGAAUUCAAAAAAAUCCUUUUUUUGGCUGUGGUUAUCUUUAUUCAAAAUUACAAUGAUGAUGCUCGAAAGUUGCUGCAGAAUAGAAAAAUAAUAAUUAGUCUUUUAGAAUUAAUCGAUCUGGGAGCAAUAGUCGAUUCAAAAGAUCUAAAAGAAGUAAAUAAUCUUACUUUGAAAGUUCCUUGGAACGCAGAGAAACUCUGGCAUCUCUUUAAAUAUGCAUUAAAUGCUUUAUCUUAUAUUGCUUGCAUAUUACCAGAGGAAUUUUUAGAAAAUUCAGGCUCAGUAAGAUUGAUGCAGAUACUUGAAAGAUUUUUAACAAUUCAUGGUGACGAAAUACUUUUAAUGUAUCUAUCUGAAACUAUUUGCUCACUUGUUUCAUCAAUGUGCCAAAUUAUUGUCAAUGAUUUUAAAAAGAAUGAUCUUAUUUCCAUAUUUUCACAAUUGAUCGAGCAAAUAUUGAAUACCGAAGCUUUAACGUCGAGAUAUCAAUUGAUCAUGACAUACGCCUUGAUGUCCUGUGAAACUUUGUUAGAUAAAUGCUCCUGCAGUCAAGAUUUUAGAUGCAAUACAAUGGUAAAUAUAGCUUUAACGUUACUGAAGAGGUAUCUUCAUCCAAAAAACGAGGAUUCCCAAUUGGAGCCAAAAUUUCAAAUAGCAAUGAGUACUUACACAUGGAAGCUUUUAGUCACGAGUCCACGAGCUUUCGAAGAUUUCUCAGUUCAAGGCGGUAUAUAUUUAAUUUUGGAUGUUAUGACAGAAGCGACAUUGCCCGUACAAAACGCUUUUCUUGGUAUAUUAACCGAUUUAUAUGAAAAUGAGUACUCUAAAUAUUGCAUAUAUACCUGGAGAUCUGUAAAUGAUAAAACGAGCAUCUUGUCACUUCUUCCGAAAAUUUGGAGAAAAGAAGAGACAAUACUAGAUAUACAAAGGAUUAAUAAAUGUUCUAAUGAUGAAAUAGGGAAGGAUUUAGCAUUGAUGAAAAAUGAUCAUUGGCUUUAUUUUAACUUCAUUAAAAUACCUCAUAACUCAAGAAAAGCAACUUUACCAAUAAUCGAAACAUACGAUUUGGUUCGCGACGAAGACUCGAUGAAAGAAAUUUUCCACUUAUUGGAUCAAUUUAAAGUACAACCUUUGAAAGAAUCGCAAAAACCAUUGUUCAGCGUCAAAGAAAAGUUGGAAGAAUGGUCUCAACGCAUUCAAAAUGAAAAGAAAAGCUAA